This is a messenger RNA of Bicyclus anynana (squinting bush brown), 6416 nucleotides long. Its product is annotated as fatty acid synthase. The transcript has 36 exons. The record is from RefSeq and is a predicted model, not a curated record. Bases 22 to 6276 code for a protein of 2084 amino acids. NCBI's taxonomy places the organism in Eukaryota, Metazoa, Arthropoda, Insecta, Lepidoptera, Nymphalidae. Gene Ontology annotation, molecular function: fatty acid synthase activity; oxidoreductase activity. Gene Ontology annotation, biological process: fatty acid biosynthetic process.
UUAAGUUUUGUUCUAGAAGAUAUGGUGCCGACACCCAAUACAUCCGUCACAUGUGACGGCAGAAGCGCAGUGGACGACAUGAGUGGAGAGAAGAUCAUCAUAUCUGGCAUGUCGGGACUCUACCCAGAGUCUCACAACGUGAAGGACUUGUCAGACAUUCUGUAUAAUAAGAUCAAUCCAAUCAACAACGAAAACCUCCGGUGGAACUUUGACCAUCCCGACGUAGUGCACUACACCGGCAAAGUGCCAGGGCUGAAACUAUUCGACGCUCAAUUUUUCAAAGUACACUUCCGUUUGGGCAACACUAUGGACGCAAUGGCACGCAAGAUAUUAGAACAGUCAUAUCAAGCUAUUUAUGACGCCGGUUUAUCCCCAGAAGAACUUUCUGGAAAAAAAGUCGGUGUCUACAUUGGAACUUGUUUUUCUGAAAGUGAAAAGGCUUGGUUUUAUUCUACAACUACUAAGACAGGUUCUGGUGUUGCAGGAUGCAGUAAGACAAUGUUUGCAAACCGCAUAUCUUAUUGGUUAAACGCCAAGGGUCCUUCUAUGAGCUUUGACGAAGGCAGCUGCAGUUCCACUGAAGCCUUGAAUCAAGCUUACCAGGCCAUCAAAUCUGGCGAGUGUGAAGCUGCUAUUGUAGGAGGGUGUAAUCUUUGUUUGCAUCCCCAAACUACUGCCCUGUAUGGAAGAACCAUUAAGUUGAGUGCAGACGGUAAAACUAAAUCGUUUGACACUGAAGCGGCUGGGUGUGCUUAUUCCGAAGCUAUCAACGUUCUAUUCCUACAAAAAGCUAAAGAUGCUCUUAGAAUUUACGCUGAAGUUGUACAUGUGAAAUGUAUAUUUGCAUCAAAUCUGCAAGACGAAACAAAAGGUCCAAAAUAUGGUUUUUAUAGGGAACCUGAUAGCAUGGCGAACUUUAUGAAAACUUUCUAUACAGAAGCAAAUGUCUCGCCACAAGAUAUUGAAUAUGUGGAAGCAUGUGGUUCUGCUACACCGGAGGCGGACAAAGCAGAACUAGAAACUAUCCAAAAAGUUUAUUGUGAUAACCGAAAGAGUACACUUUUGGUAGGCAGCGUUAUGUCAAAUAUAGGUUUCAGUGAAGCUGCAUCGGGAAUAUCUUCUAUUACGAAGGUACUUUUAGGAUAUUAUUAUGGAGAAAUUGCUGGAAAUUUGAAUUGCGACUCACCAAGAAACGAUGUAGCUGCUUUACAAGAUGGUCGUAUGCGCAUCCUAACUGAUCAUCAGAGUUUUGGACGGUCGUACACUGCUGUUAAUAGUCUAUCCAUGACAGGAGUUAACGCACAUAUCCUUUUAAAUGGUCAUUAUAAAGCUAAGGACCUUAGGCGUUACAAGACAGAUAUUCCUCGCCUGGUGCUUGUAUCUGGCAGACAAGAAUCUUCCGUGAGUAAAAUACUCCGGGAUUUAAAAUCUCGCCCUGUUGAUCCCGAAGAAAUAGCGCUUCUGCACAAUAUUCAUAAGAACAGAAUAUCAGGUCAUUUAGGAAGAGGAUAUGUACUUAUUGACACAAAUGUAAACAACGAAACCAUUUGUCUGCAUGAAAAAUCAAACUAUUAUGACGACGCUAAGCGGCCGCUGUGGUUCGUGUACAGCGGCAUGGGCUCCCAGUGGGCGGGUAUGGGAGAACACCUCAUGAGAAUUCCAAUAUUUGCUGCUGCUAUUGAAAAGUGUCACCGUGUCUUGGAACCUAAAGGAGUGGACAUUGCGCAUGUAAUUACAUCUCCAGACAAGACCAUAUUUGACAACAUUCUGAAUUCUUUCGUCGGAAUCGCUGCAAUACAAAUUGGACUCACAGAUGUAUUGCGGGCUUCAAAAAUUAUUCCGGACAAAAUUAUCGGUCACAGUGUGGGUGAGCUGGGUUGCGCGUACGCAGACGGCUGCUUCACAGCCGAGGAGAUGAUCCUGUCUGCGUACUGUCGCGGGCUGGUCUCUGUGCAGACUCCCUUCAUUCGUGGAUCCAUGGCUGCUGUUGGACUUGGCUACGAACAGAUGUCUAAAAUGGUUCCGCCUGAAAUACAAAUAGCUUGCCACAAUGGUCCCGAAUCCUGCACAAUUUCUGGUCCCGCCGAUAUUAUGAAAGAGUUUGUGGCGCAACUUACGGCAAACGGAAUAUUUGCCAGGGAAGUGCCGUGCUCGAAUAUUGCAUAUCAUUCGAGAUACAUCGCUCAAGCAGGACCGGAACUGCUAAAAUAUUUGAGUGAAGUGAUCAUGUCCCCAAAAGUUCGCAGUGACCGCUGGGUUUCAACGUCAGUGCCUCAAGACAAAUGGAAUGACCCCAUUGCGAAAUAUUCAUCAGCAGAAUAUCACACUAAUAACUUACUUAAUGCAGUACUUUUUGAGGAGACGUCAAGGCUCAUCCCAUCAAAUGCAGUGGUGGUAGAAAUUGCUCCUCAUGGCCUUCUGCAGGCUAUUCUCAAGCGUUCUCUGCCUGGAUCCUGCAAACAUGUGCCUCUGACUAGACGUGGUCAUCCCGACAAUGCAGUUUUCUUGCUGAAAGCUCUGGGAGAUCUCUUCACAGAAGGAUACAACCCACAAGUGCAAGCCCUGUACCCGAAAGUUGAAUUUCCAGUGUCGACUGGAACACCAAUGUUGUCUCAUUUAAUUGAGUGGGCGCAUUUAGAAACAUGGAGUCUACCAACAUAUGUAUCUGAAAAAAAGAGAACUGCCGCUUCAUGUAUUCACGUUUUAUCGUGUCACGACGACAAACAUAGUUACCUAAAAGGUCAUAUUGUAAGAGGAAUAAACUCGUAUCCUGGUGCUGCUGUAAUAGUAGCAGUUUGGGAUACAUUAGCUAUGGUGCUGGGAGUUCCAAAAAAACAACUUUCGGUCCAGUUUCAUGAUGUUCAUCUUUACUUGCAACCUGUGCUGAAAGACAAUGACCACUUAAAGCUUAAUGUAACUAUUCAAAGAGGAAAAGGCUACUUCGAGGUUUUAAUUAAUAACAAUAUUAUAGUUGCAACUGGUUUUAUUGUACAAAAAAUAACAGAAAAUAUAGAUAUGAAAGAUGAUAUGAAACUAGUAGAAGAUUUGGAGCUAAAAUCAGAAGAUAUUUACGAAUUAUUAGGCGCUAGAGAUUAUAACUACAUGGACGAGUUCCGAAGUAUUUAUAAUGCUAACAUGUCACUUUCUAAAGCUCAUCUUGUGUGGCAAAAUAAUUGGGUCACUCUUAUCGAUGGUAUGAUCCAACUCAAUGCACUCAGAUGUCCUCACGAAAGUGUUUCGCAGCCUAAUUUUAUAAGACAAAUUGAAAUUGAUGUUAAAAAUCAUACGAGAAACCUUGCCCGAUCGGUCAAUCGUGUCAAUGUCAUAUCCGCUAAUGUGUGUGAAGUGACGAAUACUACCAGAUGUGGAGGUGUCACCAUUGAAAGCAUUGAAUUCCGCGACAUGCUGCCGACUAAAAAAGAACAGAUUGGUUUAGAAAUGUCUAACUUCUCCACUGUAAAUAAUAUUAUCAAUAAUAAUCGAGAGGGAGAAUCUUUCGUACCAAUUCGGGAACAAAUAUCGAAAGAUAGUAAAAUAGCGCUAGAAGUGACUGAUAUGAACUCGACGCAAUGGAUAGAAGUGGCAAAAUCUAAUCAUCAAGGGAUUCCAGUGAAAGUUCAUUAUGCGGGCUUCAACGAUGUUUACGUAAAGAAAGUAUACGGAGUGGCAAAAGAAAGCAAGCAUAGUAAGAAACUGAUCGAAUAUGACUUCAGUGGUGUUACUAAAAGAAAUGAGCGCGUGAUGGGUAUCGUGCAGGGUGAAUCAAUUAGCACACACAUCCAAGCAAAACCUGAACUGUUGUGGCCUGUACCUGAACAUUGGACUUUAGAGGAAGCAGCUACUGUUCCUCUAGCCUACUGCCUGGCGUUCUAUUGUCUGUGCUUCAAGGCGAGGUUCUACCGUGGCAACAGUAUUCUCGUGCAUGGAGGCGCAGGAGCUUUGGGUCAAGCGAUCAUAUCUAUUGCACUCGCACACGACUGUGAUGUUUAUACUACAGUCAGCGAUAUUAGGAAAAAAAAGUUUUUGCUCAAAUUGUUUCCAGAACUUAAAGAGGAACAAAUUGGUUCUUCUCGUGACAACAGUUUCAGAGAUAUGGUUAUUAAUGGUACGAAUGGAGAAGGUUGUGACAUUGUUAUAACACCUUUAAAAGGAGAUCUAAGAGACAGUUCAAUAAGGAGUUGUAAAAUCAGUGGAUGCGUUGUGGACACUUCGCUUAUACUGGACGAUGACAAUUAUAUAUUUCAAAUGUAUCAUUUAUCUGAAUUUAUCAGUUACAGUAUGUUGCAGUUUUCCUCAUUAUUUGAGGCUAAAAAUGUAGAAGAUUUGAGAAAAUUACAAUUAAUGGUGAGCGAAGGAAUCGCCCGCGGUUACGUGCGACCGCUCUCUCAUGUGGUGUAUGCGGCGAAGAAUGCUCAACGAGCGCUGCGGCUUCAAGCGAGCAGCAGACAUAUUGGCAGAGUGCUACUUAAUUUAGAAGAGGAUAUACCCUACGUUCAGCACAGAAUAAGCUGCUCAUCUGAUCGAAUCCAAAUACUACUAUCAGAGGACACUGUUUUGGGAAUACAAUUAGCCGACAGAUUAAUAAAACGAGGAGCUAAAAGAUUAAUACUUCGUUGCUCUAAAAAGUCAAAUAGUCUACUGUUUAAAGUCAGGUCCUGGGAAGAUCUAGGUGUUGAAUGUGCAGUGUCAUAUGGAAAAUGGGAUGAAAACGUUGUAAAUUUACUAAACGGCGAGACAUCCGAAAACGUUGAAGGAAUAUAUUGCAUUCUAAAUUCAGCUGAGCAAAUUCAAAACAAUACCAAAUUCAUGGAACAGUUGACUCUAGUUACACGAAAAUUCAAUUGGCCCAUAAAGUAUUUCGUUAUAGUUGAUGCCCGAGAACAUAUCAGUAAAUUACAACUAACGGAACCACAUGAUCGACUUAUAACCAUCAAGUUACCGUCAUUAAAAAAUGUUGAAAAUAAUAAACUUUCUUCAAUCAACCAUGCUAUCGAUGAUAUAGAGAAGGCUAUAUGUUACAAAGAACCCAUUAUAGCUACGCGUAAACAAAAAUCUUUUGACGACUUGGUACAACAGUUGGCAAACUUAGCUGAUUUUCCAAUACUUGAUGGCACGAUACAAGAUGUAACACUUGAAGAACUGGGAAUGGAUCUAUCGAAAUGUCAAAUUAUUAGAGCUUAUUUACGAGAUGUUUAUAAUAUUUUAUUCGACGCAAGCAAUAUACCAUCGUUAACUGUAAAUAUGAUAUGGGAGUUAGCAGGUAAUGAAAAAAAAGAAGUACUUACUGAAACUGAAAAUUUGAAAACUAUCUUGUCCCACAUUGAUCAGGAUGAACUCCUAGCUACAACAGAAAUGGUAUUUUUACCAACACUCAGUACAAACUCGGCCACGAGAGCUGAUGAAUUUGACGUAGGCAAAAAAUACCUGUGCAUAGUACCAGGAGUAGAAGGGCUACACUUGCGAUUCCGUGAACUAUGCGAGAGGCUGAAGUUACCUGCACUAGUGUUACAGCCAAAUAUUGAUAAGCCUCACGAGAGUAUACAAGAAAUAGCAAAAAGAUACGCAGAGAUUCUUUUGAAAAAGACUAAAUUAAAGAAAAACUUUUAUCUUCUCGGAUAUGAAAGCGGAGUUUUGGUAGCCUUAGAAAUGGCAGCGAUUCUCGAAGAUAGUGGAUUAACUGGCACAAUAUAUUGCAUCGGCGGUGCACCGAAAGAAGUUCUCGAUAUGUUUGACAAAAGUCUAUCUAAAUUCAAAACAGAAGAAUCACUGCAGGUAGCUUUAGCCAAUCACAUGUUCCAGUUAUUCGUUAACGACAAUGAAGGAUUACCAGCAGAGGAUCUGGAAAAUGAGCUAAAUAACAUCUCUACUUGGAAUGAGAAAGUGUCGUUUUGUGGACAGAAACUGCUGGGGCGUAUCAAUCAUUCUAUUCAGUACGCGCAAGAAUAUAUUAAAGCGGGAUACGAAAGAAUAAGACAAGUGAGGCGUUAUCAUUUAGAACCACGUCCACUUCGCUCCCUCCUCAUUUCAAUUCGGCCUUGGUCAUCUGAAUCUAAUAAUGUCAACACCUCGCCUUUACAAGGUCACUCGCAACAAGACAUUGUCGAGUACCAGUUGCAAGUACCUCUAGCGCAUGCAACUCAAGACAUUCGCUGCGCCGCCAUUGUGAACCGUCAUUUGGACAAAGAAAUUCUAGAAGAAUUCGACAAGAAAAAUUUGUGCGAAACUUAUCCUAUGUUUGUUGAUUCGUUAAGUACUUCUGUUAACACAACUAAUUGAAUUUAAAAUUCCGUACAGUACUAUGCAAAGUUUAUGACGUAUCGUUAAUACGUCAUAAAGUUUGCAUCCGACUAUACAAUGUUUAUAUAUUUAGGUUAUUAUUGAAAAUAAUGAAAAAAUAUACAGGGAUAUUGAUUGAG